UACUCUCCCUACAAACACAGUAUAUAUAAGUGUCUUGUUUUGUGAAGAUGUUGUACAAAUCAUGUGUGAGGCCUUCAAAGGUCAUCAUGGCAAAAUUUCUUACAUUACUGCUGUUGUUGCUAAUUCAAGUCUUUGCAUAUGGCUUCAGAUACGGAGCAGAUGGCUUGAACAUGAACUACUACUUGAUGAGUUGCCCUUUCCUUGAACCUGUUGUUAAGAACACUGUCAACAGAGCUUUGCUGGAAGACCCCACUCUCGCAGCUGCUCUUAUCAGAAUGCACUUUCAUGACUGCUUCAUUCAGGGAUGCGAUGGCUCGGUUUUGAUUGACUCCACUAAGGAUAAUACAGCAGAAAAGGAUUCUCCAGGAAAUCUGAGCCUGCGAGGCUUCGAAGUCAUAGAUGCUAUCAAAGAAGAGCUUGAAAUUCAAUGCCCUGGUGUGGUUUCAUGUGCUGAUAUUCUCGCCAUGGCUGCUAGAGAUGCAGUUUUCUUUGGAGGAGGACCGGUAUAUGACAUACCUAAAGGAAGAAAGGAUGGAAGAAGAUCCAAAAUUGAGGAUACUAUCAAUUUACCAUUCCCUACUUUCAAUGCCUCUGAGCUCAUUAGGUCGUUUGGCCAACGUGGUUUUUCUGCACAAGAGAUGGUGGCUCUCUCUGGGGCUCAUACACUGGGAGUGGCAAGUUGUGGUUCUUUCAAGAACCGGUUGAGCCAAGUGGAUCCAACUUUGGACACAGAAUUUGCCAAGACACUUGCGAGAACAUGCAGUUCUGGUGACAACGCAAAGCAACCAUUCGAUGCGACGAGUAACGAUUUUGACAACGUUUACUUCAACGCUUUGUUGAGGAGAAACGGAGUUCUUACAUCAGACCAAACACUGUACACUAGCCCCAAAACCAGGAACUUUGUGAACGCUUAUGCAUUCAACCAAGCCAUGUUCUUUUUUGAUUUCCAACAAGCUAUGGUGAAGAUGGGUCUGCUUGAUGUCAAAGACAAUUACAAUGGUGAAGUACGACAAAAUUGUCGCAAAAUAAACUGAAUGAUGAAUUCUGGCUUUGUGAUUGUUUUAGGUUUCAGGCAAACGUCAAUCCUUGCCACUAGUUAAAACUACAUGAUAUGCAUAUUAUAUGUUAUAUGCUUAAUUAGGUUGUUCUAUUUGGUAUCCCUUGGAUGUAUUGUGUUCAUAUUUAUAUGCCUGUAAUCCUAUGCUGGAUGUAGUACUUUUUAUGAGUAUUGUGGGGUUGCAAUUAGUAAUUGUGGGACUGCAAGAUGCAAUUGCCUCGGGGUCUUGUUCCUGAGUUGAAAUAUUUGAACUUCUAUACUUUAACCAUA
This is a messenger RNA of Vigna umbellata (rice bean), 1327 nucleotides long. RefSeq names its product peroxidase 47-like. NCBI's taxonomy places the organism in Eukaryota, Viridiplantae, Streptophyta, Magnoliopsida, Fabales, Fabaceae. The record is from RefSeq and is a predicted model, not a curated record. Gene Ontology annotation, biological process: hydrogen peroxide catabolic process; response to oxidative stress. Gene Ontology annotation, molecular function: peroxidase activity; heme binding.